AGUUACGAGGUUGUCGCUGCACACAUGUGGCGUUGCAUAUCCAUAGCCCGUCGACUCAAUAACGAGCAAUUAACCAGAUUACGUAUAUCGUUAGAUUUUUGUCACCAAAUAGACCCCCCACUCCCGGAUAAAUAUUUUGGAAAUGCAAUAUUAAUUGUGACAACAGAUGUCACAAUGAAGAAUUUGUUGUUUCAAGGAUUGGGAUACGUGGCAGGAAAGGUGAGGGAGGGCAUAUCUAAAGGAACAAAUGAGUAUGUGAGAUCUUUCCUUGUUCAUCUUAGGAAGAUUGAGGAUUUCAACAAAGUGAGGUACUUUCAUAUUGUGGGUACUAAACAAGGUGAUUUUCAAGGGAACCCUAAUUUGUCCAUCACAAGUUGGAUAGGCUUGACAAAUGAUGGUAUGGAUUUUGGAUGGGGUAAAGAGAUUUACAUGGGGCCAGGUCUAGUUGGAUUUGAUGGCAAGACUUUUGUUUUUCCUCGCUUUUCUGAUGAUGAUGGAUCUCUCAUGGUGGCCUUGCGUUUGCAAAACACCCACAUUGACGAAUUCAUGAGGCUCUUUUAUGAAAAUUUGUCCAACAUGUCUAGAUUAUAAUUGCGGAAUGUUUUGUCUUAUUGUUUCUUAUCUUUAGUCUAUGUUAGAACUCCAAUUACUAAAUGUGUUUAAUUGUGGUUUCAUGUAUUGGUUUUAUGUAUGUUAAA
Molecule: messenger RNA, 698 nt
Organism: Impatiens glandulifera
Lineage: Eukaryota; Viridiplantae; Streptophyta; Magnoliopsida; Ericales; Balsaminaceae
Product: spermidine hydroxycinnamoyl transferase-like
Exons: 1
Coding region: 25-591 (188 amino acids)
Molecular function (GO): acyltransferase activity, transferring groups other than amino-acyl groups
Source: RefSeq, a predicted model, not a curated record